This is a messenger RNA of Salvia splendens (bonfire salvia), 1689 nucleotides long. Its product is annotated as DUF21 domain-containing protein At2g14520. The record is from RefSeq and is a predicted model, not a curated record. The transcript has 11 exons. Gene Ontology annotation, cellular component: cytoplasm. NCBI's taxonomy places the organism in Eukaryota, Viridiplantae, Streptophyta, Magnoliopsida, Lamiales, Lamiaceae. The coding region runs from base 232 to 1563 and encodes 443 amino acids. Gene Ontology annotation, biological process: intracellular manganese ion homeostasis; magnesium ion homeostasis.
ACUUUGUCGCUCUAUACAUAAACAUCCAAAUAGGUGUAGUCGUGUAGAAACUGCUAUUGAAUUUUAUUUCAAGUUCUCAACAUGAAAUGAGAUGCAUAAAUAAGUGAACAAAUGGGACACGUGGCCAGAAACGGUGAAUAUACUCUCCCGCAAAAUGCUGCACUUGUUCAUAAUCGGUAGAAGAAUUCAGAAACCAGAGGCGAUCGAUUAAUUGAAUUCGGUGUGUUUUGUAUGGCGGUGGAGUAUCGGUGUUGCGAGGCGGGGUUCUUCAUUAGCAUUGCGGUUGUGGCUUUUCUGGUGCUGUUUGCGGGCCUCAUGUCGGGCCUCACUUUGGGCCUCAUGUCUCUCACCUUAGUCGACCUUGAGGUCCUCGCCAAGUCCGGCACUCCCAACGAUCGAAACCAUGCCGAAAAGAUAUUGCCAGUUGUUAAGAAUCAGCAUUUGUUGCUUUGCACACUGCUAAUAUGCAAUGCUGCUGCAAUGGAGGCUCUUCCUAUUUUCCUCGAUAGUCUCAUCUCAACUUUGGGGGCAAUCCUGAUAUCUGUGACGUUGGUACUUCUGUUUGGUGAGAUCAUCCCACAGUCUGUCUGUUCCAGACAUGGCCUAGCUAUUGGUGCGACUGUAGCCCCAGUGGUUCGUGUCCUUGUCUGGAUCUGUUUUCCAGUUGCAUAUCCUAUAAGCAAGUUGUUGGAUGCACUACUUGGCCAUCGACAUAGAGCUCUAUUUCGUCGUGCUGAAUUGAAAACUCUAGUCAAUUUACAUGGAAAUGAGGCUGGUAAAGGUGGAGAGCUCACACAUGAUGAGACGACCAUAAUUGCAGGGGCAUUAGAACUCAGAGACAAAACAGCAAGUGAUGCAAUGACGCCUAUAUCUGAAAUCUUUUCUAUUGAUAUUAAUGCGAAGCUCGACAGGGUUUUAAUGAAUCUAAUUUUGGAGAAAGGACACAGCAGAGUCCCUGUCUACUACGAGCAACCUACAAUUGUCAUUGGGCUUAUUCUGGCAAAAAACUUGCUCACGAUUCAUCCUGAGGAUGAAGUCCUAGUGAAAAGUAUCACAAUUCGCAGAAUUCCAAGGUAUCUUGAUGCUUCAGAACUUAAAUGUACUUUAUCCCAGCCCGAAGUAUAUAAUAGCAUUAUGGUGCCAGAAACUAUGCCAUUAUAUGACAUCUUGAAUGAAUUCCAGAAGGGGCAUAGUCACAUGGCUGUCGUUGUGAGGCAAUGUAACAAGGUUGCGGACAAGCCUCCUAGCACGGAUCCUGCAGGAGUCAAAGAUGUGAGAGUCGACAUUGAUGGUUCAUCGCAUAAAAAUGUUAACCCGAGGAUACCUCUGCAGAAAUGGAAGAGUUUCCCAAAAACAGGAAGCAAUUCCUCCAAGGGUACACCUAGGAGCAAGAAGUGGACAAAAAACAUGGACUCUGAUAUCCUGCAAAUAGAUGAAAAUCCGCUCCCAACGCUACCUGAACAGGAAGAGGCGGUCGGGAUAAUAACCAUGGAAGACGUCAUCGAAGAGCUCUUACAGGAAGAGAUAUUCGACGAAACAGAUCACCAUCUUGAAGAUUCAUGACAUAUCAUGAGUUGUUUACAAGAAUGAGUCAACAACUUAUGUUUGUGUGUGUGUGUGUGUUGGAAAUUCAUUUAUUAAUUUCUACUAACCUCUUCUAAUCAUAUGUUUGGUCUCGAUUUCCCUCUC